AUGGUAAAUAACCCUAAAAUCAAAAAACACUUUAGAAAUCAUAUAGGUUAUGAUACAAUUAAAGAUUUAAUUAUUAAAUCAGAAGGAGAAAUUUCAGAAACAACAAUGACUAUAUUAUUUGAUAUGAUUGUGGAUGAUGAAUAUGAUAUAGAAUAUAAAUAUAUAAUCCAAAACUCAGAUUCUUGUUUGUUAUUAUUCAAUUUAUUAAAGUAUUUCCCAUACAAUUUACAAAUAAAGGUUUUAGAGGAAUUUAUUAAGAUGGUUCAAAAGUGCACUACAAAUCAGUCAGUUUGCUGUAAUAACCAUUUAAUUUAUAAUUUAUUAGAAGCAAUUUAUAAAGGUCAACCAAUGUCAAUUACUACUAAAAUUUUAGAAUUAAUUCAAAAUCUUGGUACCCAUUCAGUCACUGUUAGAGAAUUGAAAAAGUUAUUUGGUUUAUUGAAAAGUGACCAAGGUGAAUUCCGUCCACCAAUUACAUCAGAAUUAUUAACUACUCUACAAAAUAUUUCAAAUUCACGUAACCCAGGUCCUCAAGUAUAUUUUGAUUUCGAUGGAAAAGAUUCAUGUAUUAUUUUACCCACUUUCGAUCGUUGGCCAUUCCCAAAAGGGUUCUCAUUCUGUACAUGGGUUCGUAUCGAGUCUUUUAUAGAUCCCACAGGAACUCCAGAGUAUAGACCAAGAUUAUUAUCAUUCCUUUCCGAUAAUGGUUCCGGUAUUGAAGUUCUUUUCAUUUAUCAACAACUACAAGUACUCACUGUUUCUCAUGGUCAAUCUAAAGUUGUUUUCUCACAAUCCCCAUCACUAGAAGAAAAAACUUGGUAUUUCAUUUCGAUUGUUUAUAGCACAAAUUUAAUUUCAUCAAAUGAGGUUAAAAUUUAUAUUAAUGGUCAACAAAUGGCUAAAGCAUCAAUCAAAUUAAACAUCUCUGGUACAAUCAUGAAUCAUUUCAAGAUUGGUAAUAAUUCAAAGAUAUCAGGUGAUCGUGAAAACCCAUUGUAUGGCCAGAUGGGAGCAUUCAAUAUUUUUGAUGAAUCCCUCUCGCCAAACCAAAUCCAAGCUAUAUAUACAUUGGGCCCAAAUUUCAAUACUUCAUUCCAAGAUGUAGAAGGUAGUACAAAGAGUGCUCAUACAUUUGAAAGUUCUCUUACCAGUCAUUUGUUUUUAAAUUAUAAUUGCAGAGCUUUAGAUGGAGAUUUAUGUUUAGAUAAUACUCCUGAUAUUGGCGGUGAUAGAAAUUAUGAUGCAACAUUGGUUUCAAUUAAUCCAUGUGUUUCAAGAGAUCUUAAAGAUAUUAUUUAUUGUUUGGGAGGUAUCAAGGUAUUGUUCCCAUUAAUUCAACAAAUUAACCAAAAACAGCAACCAACAUCUUCAGAGGAUCAAAGCACUGACUCCAACUCAACAAUGAUUAAUUUUAAAUUAACAAAUCAAGUAUUGGCACUAUUUAAACAUAUGUUAAAAGAGAGUGAAGCCAAUCAAGAGGAAAUGUUACGUUGUCAAGGUUUUUCGGUUAUGGGUUACCUUUUACAGCAGAUUUCCCCAGAGUAUUUAACUAUUGGUUGUAUUAAUAUCUUUAGGGAUAUGUCUAAUCAAAUUAGUGAACCUGCAUUGGUCGAAGAAAUCUAUUCAAAUCUCUUAUUAAACUUUUCUCUUUGGGUUAAAACAAAGUUUGAAUUACAAAGAAAUCUUAUUGUUGUUUUAAAACAAAUCAUAUUUGGCGAAAAAUAUGAACAGGUUUCAGACAUUAUUACCGUUCAACUUAUCCUAGAUAUAAUGACAGAUUUUUAUUGGUAUGAUGAAAAUAGUAAAGAAGCUUCUGCUAAGAAUCACCAUUUCUAUAGUAAAGAAAUUUUAGCUAAAAGACCUUCACAUUCAGAUAUUAAAGAUUUACGUCAAAUCCUCUUUGAGGUUUUAAGACUACUAUUAAAACAUCAAAGAUCAUCCGAUAUUCAAUCUGUCAUCAAGUUUUUGGUUUACUGCAAAGAUCCUCAACAAUUAAUUGAAAUGAUGGAAUUUUUAUUGGAUAUUUUAUCAUCAAGCUCUUCUGCAUUAAAUAACUUAACAUCAUCAUUAGGUAGUAGUAAUAGUGGUAGUGGCAACAAUAGUGGUAAUAGUAACAACAUUUCUCAAUUUGUUUUCGAUGAAAUAAUGUCGUCUGGUGGUACAGAUCUCUUUUUAACUUUAUUAAAGAUUGAUGAUGAAAAAGUAAGAAUGGCCGCCUUACAAUUAAUUAGCAAAAUUCAUCUCCUCUGUUCAUUGGCCUCAAACAAAAAGUACAAAUGUAACAUUUUCCAAGAUUCAAUUAUCAUUACUAGAUGCCUCCACACUUUCCCAAUUACUGAAAUUACUUUUAGAUAUUUAUUAGCAUUCGCAUUGGGUUUCAAUUUCACACCUCAAACAUUUAAUACAGCACCAUGUUUAGAUGACAUAUUGGCAAUGGAAAAUAAAAAUAAUACUGAACUAAAACACAGCGAAAUUAAACACAGCGAAAUUUUAGCAGUUAUUCUUAAAUUACUCUCAAAUACAGAAUCAAUUCUUCUACGUCAAACUAUUCUUCAAGAGAUUAAAGUAUUAAUUAAUACUAAUGUCGCAAAUAGAGCAAGUUGCUUAUCAAUCGAUAAAUGGGCAGAUUAUCUUUUUAGUAUUAUCAGUGAUGUCGAGGUUAAAACCGAUACUCAAUACUCUAAUGUUUCAGAUUUAAUUAUAGAUAUUAUGAAAAUUUUAUCACUUCAUAGUUUCUUUGAUUCUAAGACUGGUUAUAAAACAUUAGAGUUAAUUCUAGCAACCCUUAGACCAUUCGGAGAAAGAGGUGUAUUAGAUUAUCAUCAAUUAACUCGUAUAUUAUUAUUGAAUAUUAUUAUUUCAAUCAAAUCAUUAGCUCACACAUUAAUCGGUGAUAAUAACAGUCCAUUAAUCAAGAAAUCAAAGAAAAAUUUAGUGGUAUUCGAAAAUUUAAUUCACUUUUUUAUAAUUUGCGAAGAUUUCAUAUUUUAUUCACCAAAAGAAGAAACAAAACAAGAAAUAUCAUCAAAUGUCAUUAAUUUAAAUAAUAGUGAAGGUAUGAAUAGUUCCUUAGAAAGUAAUUUUGUUCAAAUUAAUAGUUCAACAACUACACCAGCCACUACACCAGCAACAUCAUCACCAAUAUUAACCAACAUCAGUCAAUCAUUAGGAAGUUCAUUAUCUUCAUCAUUUAAUUUAAAUGGUAAUAUUCAUCAAGGUUUCAGUAAAUUACAUUAUGAUUCACAGGAUAAGGAAUGGGAAGAUUCAUUGCUUGUUAAAGAAAUCUUAGAAGUUAUUGAUACAUUAAAACUUUAUAAGGUGUUUGAAGUUUCAAACGAAAGUGUUUUCUCAACUUCAAAUAUUCAACCAACUGGCAAAACUAGCUCCAACUUAAUGUUUUCAACUCAUCAUCAUAGAAUAUUUUUACGUUUCACUUUAGAAGCUAUCAAAGAUUGCAAUAGAGCAGAUUCAUUAAAUACUUUAAUCAGUCAUGUAAUGCGUUUGAAAAUGUUAUGUGAAAAGGACCUUCAUACCAAAUCAGAUGAUAGUGCUGCCAAUAAUCGUUGUAUUUUUGUUUUAUCUCAUUUAAACAAAGCUUUGAAGAAUAUUAUCGAUUUAAAUUUACCAUCUCAUCAAAAAACAUUAGUUCCAUUUAUGAAAGAUGUUAUUAGAAAACUAAAGGUUUUAAUCAUUGAAAAUCUUUCAUUAAAAAUUAUUAGUCAACAACAAUUAUUGCAACAAUUAGAGCAAUCAAAUAAUUUCAGUAGUAGCAAUGGCAGUAAUGGUCACUUUAGUUUAUCAACAUCCUCAAAAAGUGUUAUAAUUCCAUCAUCUGUUAGUAAUGGUGGUAGUGGUACCUACUCAACAUUAUCAAUUUCAGUUCCUCAAAAUUCAUUAUCCCAACAACCACAACAACCAUUAACACCAACAUCAAUUCAAGAUGAAACAGAAAUUUCAAGCUGGGUUGCAGAUUUAACAGAUUCAAGCAGAAUUGUUGAAUUUUGUUCGGUUGUUGUAACAUCACCAAGAUGGUCACAAUUGGUUCAGUAUAUCGAAAGUCAAACUCAAUUUUUCAUUGAAGAAAAACUCUUGUAUCAUUCAGUUGAAAAGAGAAAAAAGAAAACCAAUAAGUUGGUAUUAAAUCUUGACGAAAAAGAGGCUGAACUUUUGAAUAUCGCUGAAAGAAAAGCAGAUUUAGAUUUAAAUGCAAUCCAAUCAAAGUUAUGGGCUCCAGAAUGCGAAAGAAGAUCUUUACAUUUAACCAAAUCUAAAGAAUCGCGUAAUGAAACUACCGUUCAACUCAGAAAAAUAUUAAGAUCUUUGACUAAUGAAAGAGGUCCAUGGGGUACAACAGAAUCAAUAGUACAUUGGAAAUUAGAUAAAACCGAGAACUCUUCAAGAAUGAGAUUAAAAUUAAAGAGAAAUUAUAAAUUUGACGAACAUGCCAAUUGCUCAAUCAAUGACAGCGAAGGUCAAAUAACCAUCAAUUCAAGCAACAAUACUAAAAACAAUUCAAAUGAUGAACAAAUAUCAGAAAGUAAUAACAAUUUAAAUUUAUUAUUAAAACCAAAAACAAAUGGCUCGGAAGAAGUUGAAUCAGAUUGGACAUUAUUACCAAAAGAUGCUGAACAAGAUGAAGUUAAUAUUGAUACAUUUAUUCUUCAACAACAAUUCCAACAACAACAGCAACAAAAAGAAAAGGAAAAGCUUAUCUAUACUACAAAUUGUCAAUGGAUUACACCAUCCAGUUGCAAAAAGGGAAAAUUAGAUAUUACAACAAUGAAUUUAAUUUUCACAGAGGAGGAAGAAGCUCCACCAACCAACUUUAUUGGUCCAUCCGAGAUACCAAAAUUCAAAAGAUGGCCAAAUGAAAUGAUUAAAGAAGUUCAUUUACGUCGUUAUUUACUCCGUGGAAGUGCUAUCGAAAUAUUUAUGCGUGAUAAAACCAAUUAUUUCUUCAACUUUAAAAAGAAUGAAAGAAAUAAAAUUUUCAGCAAAUUAAAUAGCGUCAGAAGAGAAUUUUCUAAAGAACCAAAUCUAUCACCUUCCGACAUGUUAAAGAAAGCUACUUCCGAAUGGCAGUCUAGAAGAAUUUGUAAUUUUGAUUAUUUAAUCACUCUCAAUACCAUCGCUGGUAGAACUUAUAACGAUUUAACUCAAUAUCCAGUAUUCCCUUGGGUUAUUGCAGAUUAUACAUCAAGCGAAUUAGAUUUAUCAAAACCAGAAACAUUCAGAGAUCUAUCAAAACCAGUAGGUGCACUCAAUGAAAAGAGAUUAGAAAUUUUUAAAGAGCGUUACGAAUAUUUCGACGAUCCAGUAAUUCCAAAAUUCUUUUAUGGUAGUCAUUAUAGCAGUGCUGGUAUCGUUUUGUUCUAUUUAAUUCGUUUAGAACCAUUUACAACUCAAUUUUUAACUCUUCAAGGUGGAAGAUUUGAUCACGCAGAUCGUAUGUUUGAUAGUAUACAGUUAGCAUGGGACAAUUCAUUAUCCUCUUCAACUGAUGUUAAAGAAUUAAUUCCAGAGUUUUUCUAUAUGCCAGAGUUUUUAACAAAUCACAAUGGUUUUGACUUUGGUGUAAAACAAAAUGGUGUUGCAAUUGGAGAUGUUCAAUUACCACCAUGGGCCGCUACUCCAUUAGACUUUGUUAGACUCAAUAGAGAAGCUUUAGAAAGUGAUUAUGUUUCAAAUCAUCUUCACGAGUGGAUCGAUUUAAUUUUUGGUAUCAAACAACGUGGUAAAUUAGCAGCAGAGGUAUUUAAUGUAUUCUAUUAUCUCACUUAUGAAGGCUCUGUAGAUAUUGAUGCAAUCGAAGACGAAACCACUAGAAAAGCUACAGAAUCACAAAUUAAUAACUUUGGUCAAACCCCAACUCAACUUUUCCCAAAGAAAUAUCAUGUACAAAGAGAUCCACUUAAUGAAUCACACAUUAGUAUCCUCAAAACUCCUCCAAAUCAAUUACAAGCAUACUUUUUAAAGAUCACAAAUAAAAAUCCAAUUGUUUAUGUAUUCAUUCCAGAUCCAAAUCCAAUUAUGUCAUACUUGGUAACAGAUAAAGUUACAGUAAUCGAUAAAUCAAGAACCACCACCAACCAUAAAUGGUUCCCAAAUACUCCAAAUGAUAAAAUUUCACCAUUUACCUUCGAAUUAGAUCCAUCAUCAACAACUAAACGUAGAAUUGGUUUACCCUUUGCUAAUGAUGUUACCAUUUCACCAAAUUGUUUUGCAAUUACAUCAGAUGGUCGUUAUGUUAUAAGUUGUUGUCACUGGGAUAACUCAUUCAAAUUAUCUUUUGUAGAUAGUGCCAAAUUAAUUCAAUCUGUAGUUAAACAUAAAGAUACUGUUACUUGUCUCUCAUUGGCUUCCGAUGGUCAAACUCUUAUUACUGGUUCUAAAGAUACAACAGUGAUGGUUUGGAAAAUUUCAACAAACAAAGGUGUCCCCAAAUUUGAUGACGUCCCAGACCAUAUUCUUUAUGGUCACGAUGAUGAAAUUACUUGUGUUGAUGUUAAUGUUGGUCUUGAUAUUUCAAUUUCAGGAUCCAAAGAUGGAACAUGUAUUAUUCAUAAUUUAAAACAUGGUGAAUAUGUACGUUCUAUUUAUUUACCAAAACAAACUCCAAUUAGUUUAAUCGCCAUUUCAAAUCAAGGUUAUAUUAUAAUUUAUUCACAAGCUGAUUUAACAAUGUAUUUAUAUAGCAUUAAUGGACAAUUGUUAAAAACAGUUUAUACUCACGAAAGAUUACAUAGUAUUAUCAUAAGUAAAGACUCUGAAUAUCUCUUGACCGGUGGAGAGAAAGGAGUUGUUGUUAUUAGAACUUUAUAUAAUCUCAAGCAAACUCCACACAAAUUAGUGUUUGGUACACCAAUUCAUUCUUUAGCUAUGGCUUCAGAUCAAAAACACUUAAUGGUCGGUUUAGAGGACGGCAGGUUACUUAUCAUUGCUUCCAAUAAU
Messenger RNA from Dictyostelium purpureum, 6951 nucleotides. RefSeq lists its product as uncharacterized. The record is from RefSeq and is a predicted model, not a curated record. Lineage: Eukaryota; Evosea; Eumycetozoa; Dictyosteliales; Dictyosteliaceae. Gene Ontology annotation, biological process: intracellular protein localization. Gene Ontology annotation, cellular component: membrane; cytosol. Gene Ontology annotation, molecular function: protein kinase binding. The annotation marks the transcript as partial. The transcript is spliced from 3 exons.